AUGGCUUCGGUCAAAGUAGCAGUCAGAGUGCGGCCCCUUAAUAAAAGGUGAGGAAAAUAUUUUCGUUUUAAGUUAUAUUGUCGUUCGUGGCAGAGCCGGCAAAAUCGAAUGCCUUGCUUUGUAAAAAUCGGUUAAAUGUCUUCUUUGAAUCGUCCAGGGAACGCGAUAUGGCCGCAAAAGUUUGUAUUCAUAUGGAAGGGAAGAAAACUACAAUCACUAGUCCUGCCGUAAGUGAUUUGUGAAAUUUUUCGUCCAUUUUACGUAGGUGGACAGUUGCUUCUUUGCUGCAAUCUUGUAAAAUUACGGUAGUCUAUGAAGUCUAUAAAAAUUCUCUCAUUUUUUUAGGGAGAAGACAAGGACUUUUCAUAUGAUUUUUCCUACUGGUCCGCGGAUAGCUCAGACCGGCAUUUCGCCUCGCAGGAACAGGUGAUUUUUUUGAGAAUAUAACUUCCUUUUAAAUAAUUUUAAAUCCAAACUGAAGAUAUUUUCGUGCAGUUGGCGAUUCGUACGUCAUUGUGAAUAUGUAAUCAGUUAAUGAAAUUUUAUACACAGUCUCACGUAGAUUUGCCAGCAAUGGGUAUUCUUGACCCCAGAGUGAUCCACACUUGUUUUUAAUCCACUGAAAAAUUUCUAGCAACAGUGGUGUAAGCUAAUGUUUUGUUUUCGAAUUUUUUCAAAGGCUGCAACUCACUGGCCAAUCGUUUAUUUUGGGAUCCUAUUUCCGUUUUUGUCUGCUUUUUUAUAACCUUAUAUUCAUUUGUUUUGCAAGCCAAAUUUAAAAUAACACUGAUCAAACUAUAUAUAAGCCUUUUGGCAAUCUAUAAAAUUGACUCGUAACAAUGAAAAAUCAGUUUUCCUUUAAAUUUAUUGCUGUUAUUUCAUGUGGAAUCAGAGUUGAGCCUUCAGUUUAAAAAACACUGAUUAAUUCGUUCUUUAGACAUAAAUUAAAAUUAUACCGCCCUUUAUGAAUGUCUUGAUGAUGUUUUGAUUUUGUAGUGCUAAAUCUGUUUCACGAUGUGGUAACAGUUUGAUUUCACGUAAACUAUAAAUUCAAAUUUAUUGUUUACUUCAAUAGUGAUUACAGAUUGUUCACUGCAUGUAUGAGAAUCAUAAAUCAAAAGAGAACAAAAUGUAAAUAAUUCUGAUUGUAUAAAUGUUUUAUGUUGUUAACCAUCCUUGAAAUUAAAAGCCAAUCAUACACAGAUAUUUGUAAAAACAUAACCCACUUCAAAUGACAAUCAAAAAGUACAAUGUUUAUAUAAUCAGAAUUACAGAGCUUGUCUUUAAAGAGAAGCAUAAAUACUGGACUGUUGUCUCUAUAACAUUGUACUGGGUUUUACAUAAUUAUACUUCUGCCGUUUGGUAAAAUCAUGUCGUUAGUUCAUGUUAACAACCAUGUUCGUUGUCAUAAAAUGUAAAAAAGUGCUCACAAAUUAAACAGAUUGUGGUCUGUUAAAUCAAAAGUUCUCUGAAUUGCUCUUGGAAGUGAGCAAAUGAUAAUGUUUCACUGGACAAAUAUUUCAGUCAACUCUUUUUAAUACAAUUGAUUGGACCAGCUCUGACUGUCCAUCUUUGAAAUGUGUCUGCCUAAUAUUAUACCGUAAACUGUCUUGUAUUAAACCCAUCACCAGUAUCUGCAUGUUGGGAAGGUUCCAGCUGGUAAGUAGGGAAGGUAACCUUGACCACCCUGUGAGCAGCAACCACCAGGCAUCAUGAAAAUGAGAACCUUAAGACGACAGUUUUGUAGAUAAGCACUUACCAAGACAUAGUUAUUCAGAGGGUCAAAGGCAGUGCUGGGAGCAAAACAGCCAAACGAGCUGCACGCAAAUGGCAACAUUAACGAAUUGAAUUGACCUAUUACUGAGGACCUCUAGGCUCUAGGACUGCCCUGCAUAUGACUAGAGAGAGAGACAUGGCCAGCAUUGACUUGUUUUUAGCAUCAGCAUCACAAGGGACAGAGACAGUUGACUGUUACUGCCCAGAAAAAAAUUUGAAAAUUUCAAACAUCAGACCUCACAGUCACUUGACAAUGAUUCUAAUGCUAAUGAGACUAAAUAAUUAAAAGGAAACGGUUUAACAUCUUUACCUGGCCAACGUCUGAUGGACUGACUCAUGAUCCCGUUCUGCUGAUUUUCAGGUGUUUGAGGAUUUGGGAAAUGAUGUAAUUCAGGCAGCAUUUGAAGGCUACAAUGCUUGUAUAUUUGCUUAUGGUCAGACAGGGGCUGGCAAGUCAUAUAGCAUGAUGGGACAGGAUGUAAGUAUUCAUAAAUUCAGUGUUCUUACCAGACCGCAGCAUUGUGGCGUUGUGGCUUUGCCACACUUUUUUGGGAAAUGCCACACUAUAAUUAGCCUAAGGAGUUCCAAGGGUGCAGAAAAGGGAAGGGAAAAAACCUAUUACAAAACGUAUGUAAACAUACCUACAUAUACAGUGUAUACAUUUCCUUAUAACGUAAGCCAAAAUUUAAUUGGUUAUGGCGUCUUUAGAAAACAUCCAUCAUUAUCGAAGACUCGGAGCUGUGAAAACAUUGAGUUAACUGUAUCUAAAAAUUGUGACCUGCUUUUCUCCACCAUGAUCCCCUUUUAGCUUCUCUACGGGUCCUAUGCACCCCAGCGUAUGAAAUCCUGGUAAGAACACUGUAACUUUAUUCAAUGUACAAUUAUCUGGAAAAGAGUAAGUGGUAACUUUAAAAAGGUAUGUCAUGAGCAUUACUGCUGCUUUAAGAAACAUUCAGUGUGCUAUUGCCUUUAUCAAUACACAAAAUUCUCUUGUGGUGAGUUAUUAGGAAGAUAUCAAACAAAUCUCAAGAGUGAGCACUACCCAUUUAGUUAUUGUUGCAGGCAUACCAUUACAACUUGAAAAAGUUUGCUUAAGUUUUUAAAGUUUCAAUCCAUAUCCAUCUUUGCCAUCUGUAGCUGCAAUAGAUGACAGGAAAUAUAUCAUGCCUAAUAUAUAAUCUUUAAAUUAAUAACAAAUCUGGAUGUCCAGUAUUUUAAAAAUUUUGCAUGACAUGGGUAAAUGGGGUAAAAGGGGUUUACACCAGAGUUAAGAAUUAAAAUUUUUGACAUUCAUGCUGAGUGUCAGCAUACUACACGACAAAAUAUACACCAGCCAUUUAUUUAUUGAACUUGGAAGUGUUUUCAAAUGAAACCUCUCUGAAGUUUUAUUUUCAAACUGGGUUGCAAAUAAUACAGGGGAACCUCUAUAAUGUGACUAAGGGCUAAGGGACCAGCAAAAUAUGUUCGCUAUAAUGAGGUUUCAUUAUAUUGAGGUUCUUAACUUUGAACCAUAUAUUUUACUAAUUACUGAGGUCAAGAAUAUCAUACAUUACACCAAGGAAAUUGUUAUAUGGAGGUUUGUCAAAUCAAGGUCUCACUGUAUUGAUAUUUUUAUUUUUCAUCAACGAUCUUUCUGUGUGAAAUAUAAUGAUUAUAAUAUAUUUAUUUGUUUGAUGUUGAACUUUAUUUUAGACUGCACCAGGGCUUAUACCAAGAAUAUGUCAGGUACGUACAAACUACAUGUACACAGUGUUUUUUAUAUGUUUUAUUUUAUUAUGUAAUUGUUACAUUGUAAUACCACAAGGAUGAAUCAACGAUUGCUUCAAUACUGUGUUAUAUAAAUGCCUCAUGAAAAACUGUCCACAAUAGCACAUUAUUACGAUAAACCCCAAUGUCUUCUUUCAGUAAAACAGUUCUGUUGUUGAGUACAAUGUACUGUAUUUCCAUCCUGAAAAUAAUAUUGACGCAGUUUAAUACAAUCAAAGGUCUUUUAAGUAGACACCCUCUGGAAGCAAGUUUCCACAACUGGUGCUGGCUGCUUGGAGAGCUGUUCUCUUAUGAGAGUAUCCAUGGAGAGAGCUUACACUGUACAUGUAGCUUAUCUUUAAUACUUUUUUUCUGCUAGGGCCUGUAUUCACGCAUGGAGUCAAGUGGUGAUGACAAGACUGAGUUUAGAACUGAAGUCAGGUAAUGAGUAUGUUGUCAUUAAUUCUGACUUGUACAUGUGCAAAAUUAUUUGUUCUCAGUCUGGUGUGAAAAACCCGUUUAGUAGUAUCUUAAAUAAUUAUUUCUUAUUGCUGAUAGUUAUCUAGAAAUAUACAAUGAAAGAGUUGGAGAUCUCCUGCGACCAGCAAAAGGAAAGGACAAAUACACUCUCAAAGUGCGAGAGCACCCUAAGGAGGGGCCUUAUGUACAAGGUGCGUGUUAUGCUGAGUUAUUUUUUUAGUGACAGUUUCAGUUCCAGUACCUUACCAGAAAAAAACUUGAAUUCCAGAGCUUGUCCUUUGGGCAAGCAGCUCUCACAUUUUGCUCACCCUAGACCACUUCUUGAUACGGUAGAUGUAGUGAUAUUUCAGUGUAUCCUGUUCCAAAACUGCUGAACAGUGUAGUCUGCAUCAACACUUUAAAAACUUGGUUUAUAACAUAGCGCGCGUGCUUGCCCUGUAAGUCCUAUUGAGCCGCUACGAACAAAAUCUUUAUUUAUGCACGCCCGUGCGUAAAUAAGAUGACGUGAACAUUUUUUUUAACCUGGCUGCAAAGUUGUCGACUUUUAAGCUGCAGUGCACUUUGCCUUCUCUUUAAAAUACGGAAGAAACCAGCAAAGAACUGCCCAAUUUUUCUAUCGGCAUUGACCUUUUAGGUCCUGAUCCAACAAGCAGCAAAAAUAAAGCCGAAUUAAAAAAAAACCCGCAAGUCGCGCGUUUCGCAAAUUUGUCGAAGACCAGCUGCAGCAAAUUUUGGCCGAAAAACAUUCACUGGGAACAGAACAGACACCAACUGGUCAUCAACAACAUUUAAAGGCAAAAUUUCCGUUUUUAUUGUUGUUUUUAAAUUUGUUAUGCACUUUGUUAUCUCCGGACUAUCCGACUGAAGCAGGAAAAUUUCUCUCGCAAUAACAACACAAAUUACACAAGAAGACAUAAAUUUACUACUCAAGAAGCUAGAGUUGCACUCGGCUAUCGCCUCGUGCAACUCUUACGCAUCUUUCGUGCUCUCCAAACUUCCCGCGUGCAUCCAUAACUCGAUAUACGCACGCUAAGCAUGAACAAAUUCUUAAGUAUUUUGAAUUUACAAGUCAUAAUACUUACUGUAGAAGUUUGCAAUAUGUAUUACAGAUUUAACAAAGCAUGUUGUGAAGGACUAUGAAGGCAUUGAGAAUCUCAUGGAUGAAGGCAACACAAACAGGUGAGAAAUUAGCAAGCCUGAGCUAAUAACUGUAGAAGAAUUGCUUCAAUCAAUGAAAAAAGUGUUUGCAGCAAUUAUGAUAAAGUUUACAAUGUUUCAAACAACUUUUCAACGAUUGUGGCAGUCAUUGACACAGCAAUAAUGAAUUAGACUUUUUUGCUAUUUCAAGUUUGGUAAAUCCACUUGAUCGUUACAAACAAAUUAACAACAACAAGUUUUUCCUAAACAAGCCACACAAAGCAUCUGUCCUGCGUUAUAAUUAUUACUUUUCUUUGAGUCUGUGUGUGGGUAGUUCAGUAAAUUGUGCUCAAUGUGCUCAUGUUUCUCAUCCAGAAAUCUCUUAUUUCAAUAUUUCAGGACAGUAGCAUCCACCAACAUGAAUGAUGUGAGCAGUCGAUCCCAUGCAAUAUUCACCAUAUUAUUCACACAGGUUAGUUUUAGUGAUAGCACGGUGGAGUCAUGAUCACAGCACCAGGCUUGUGAGUCCUGAGUUUGAGUUCUAAUCUCUGACCAAGUGCUGGAUGUGCAUGGUUUCUCAGCUGCCUGAAAUAAAAUAUUGAAUGAAUAACAGCCUUCAUGAUCUGACAUUAAUUUAGGGUUUUAUAGAAAACCUUAAUUCCAGCUUAUUAAUGUACUUUGCUCAUGGGCUAUAACAUUUGGCCAUUGGUUGCCUGAUUGUGUUAGCUAAAUGAUUGAGCUACAAGAUGAAUUGCCUAGACCCUUUCUCAUCAAGCAUUCUUAGCAAGUUUCAAUGUACUCAUUACCAGCAAGAAAGUCUUAUGCGUGUACUUGUCCUGGACAAGUAGAUGCAUGGCGUUUUUUGAGCCCUGUCAAAUCUUAUUUGAAUUAAUAUUAAAUUGUAAAUCUGGCCUUUUUUAUUUUCUUUGACUGUGUGCAUGGCAGUGCAUAAAUUGGGAAUACAUGUUAAUGUGUUGAAUGUUUGGACUGCUUAUUGUAGGCCAAGUUCUAUACUGACAUGCCAAGUGAGACUGUUAGUAAGAUUCACCUUGUCGACCUGGCUGGAAGGUUAGUUAACUUGUUUAAAUACAGGUUAAACUUUAUACUGCUCAAUAUUAUCCAACAUUGUUCGAUAGAAUUGAUUCUGUUUUAAGGCAUUCUGAAAAACAGGAGAAUAAAAAACUAUUGAGGCUACACACGUUGAUGCAGAUCCGACUUGAGAUGUUUACUGUACAAUGUUACUGUCUCAUAUAAUUUAUUAUGUGUAAAAUAUUAAAUGCUGCCAGUUAUAAAAAUAAUACAGUGUAUCUAAGUAACAAAAUAAAUUAACAAAUACAUUAUACAUCGUUCCUUUAAAGCGAGAGAGCAAACUCUACUGGUGCAACAGGAAGCAGAUUAAAAGAAGGAGCCAACAUCAAUAAAUCUCUGGUUACAUUAGGAACAGUUAUCUCAGCACUUGGUAUGAUAUAUAGAAUUCACACUCAGAUAGAUUUUAUUUUUUUGUGCACUUUGUAAGAACAAUGUGUGAAAGAGGUCUGUGGGUAUUACUCAUCUUGCCAUAGUACUGAAUGCAGGUGUGCUACCAAUUUUUCCAGCCUGAAAUUGCUCCCAUCUCAUGUGCAAUUUAAUUAUUUACUUGGAAGAAUUCACAUCAUGGUUUCCCCUUUGUAGAUUACAUGUUUACAUGGAAGUUACAGCUUUCCUGCUUUAAGUGUGUUUCCUCGAAUAAGAGCCCACACUUUCAUAAGUGCCCUCCCCCAAACACAGGAAGCGCCCUCCCUCAAGGCCAUUAUAUCAAAUAAGUGCCAGGGGCGGAUCCAGGAUUUUUUUUAGGAGGGGGUGCACUCAUCUCUUGCUCUACUUCAACACCAAUAAACCACAUAUUUUAUUUUUGGGGGGCAGAAUACCAGUUGUAUUAGAAAACCGCAGGUCAUUUCAGGGGGGGGGUGCGCACCCCCUGCACCCUCCCCCUAGAUCCGCCCCUGAGUGCCCCCUCGAAAAAGCGCCCCACUCCCCUCACUUUCUUAAAUAGUAGGGAUGCAAGGAAACCCAGCUUCAAUUCUAUUGCCACUUCAUUUUUAACGUUUUAGUUGUUGACUUCAGCAGAAUCAGUAUGGGAGAAUACAAUGUAGGUUUUCCCUAUUCCCUAUUGUUGAAAUGGUGAACAGUGAAAACAAUGAAAUCAUUCCAUGUUAAAUAGGAAAACUGACUGCUGCACUGGAUAGAAGCCCAGCGUAAUGCGAACAUCAGUCCCCGUUUAUUCAUACAAACACAAACACUUAGGUACUGCAAAGGCAGUGAAGUAAAAAAAAAAGUAACAAGUUCCGAGUAAAGUUCUUUGAUCAAUAAUAAAGAUGAUAUCGUGUCUGCUGCCCGUCAGGAAAAACCCCCUCACUAAGGAGGAAACCUGAACCCUCCCGAAAGCAGAGCCAGACACUUAACAUGAACCUCGAGGGAGAGAGGUUGAACUAGAAUACAGAAUUAUGAGUACAUCAACCACCAACGGCAAUAAAUUCAAAUGACACAAAAAGAAAAAAGCAUUGACAAACGAAACUCAGGCAGCGAUGUCAGCUUAGAAUGAUCACCUCAGUAAAAUCCCGCCCCUUUAUACAUGAGUAUCCGUGACAGCUGUCAAUAAGCUGGAACCGUGAAAACAAUAAUUUGCUGCUAUUCUUAGAACCGCAGCAAAUAACAAUUUCUUUGCCAUUAAGUCACUUCUAGUUAUUUCUGUAUCCAUGUGGAUGCUUGCAGAGUUCCUUUAUGUGCAUUAUCUCUUCUUUCAAUUUUUACCCUAUUGCCCGCGCUCACAGUAAUGCCGUAAACUUCCCAGGAACCACUAGACCAUUCUCUAGUUCGUUUAAAGGAAAACGUUAUAAGUGCCCCCCUUGAGUAAGUGCCCUCCUUCGAAUAAGCACCUGGGUGCUUAUUUGGGGAAAUAUUGUAUAUCAUAGUCAGGGUUAAUCAUUGGAGAAUAAAGGGCAGCUUUUUGGGACAGAAUAUUUUCAGGUGAAAUCAUUACAUGCAAAGUAUACAAGAAGAAUAUGGGAAAAACCUGGGAACUUACUCUUUCUGAAAUAAAUCCAGGAGCACUCUAAUUCCCUGCUUCUGAUUAUACAAAAAUGGAUACUCCUACAUUACUAAAAAUAUAUAGGAUAAAAAAUUGUCAUUAUUUCUGGUCAAGCUUGUCCUUGUCUGGUAAUUAUUCCUUUUGCUUUAUUGUAGCUGAAGCAAGUGAAAAUGCUAUCAUCAAAGAUGCCAAGAAGAAACUCUUUAUUCCUUAUCGCAACUCAGUGUUGACGUGGUUACUCAAAGACAGCUUAGGAGGAAAUGCUAAAACAAUUAUGAUAGCAGGUAGAAAAGAAGUUCAUUGUCACUCAGUCAAGCGAAAAAUGAUUCCUCCACCAUUAGAUUGCCAGUGAAUCAUUUUUUGAAGACCUGCCCCUAAUGGCCGUUUUUAUACUAGACACGUUAAACUAAAAAGUCGUCGAGAAUUAUUUAACGUCUGAGACGUUAAAUUGUGCUCAAUACAUCGACACUUGAAUGAAGAGCUUUUUUCAUUCAUAACCAAGAAAAACAAAUAACAAGAAUAACAAAAAAACCCAGUAACAUCAGCAACCAAAAAAUGGUAAGAAAAAAGUAAUAAUGAGGAGAAAUUGGCUUAUCAGUGUUAGAUAAGUAGCCUGUUUGUCAGACGAAAUUUCCCCUCAUUUAACUCAUCUGCAACACAAGCUAAGAUAAGAGGCACUUCAACAAACUGAAACUGUUAUGUUUUGUUUGCUUUAGCUAUUUCACCGGCUGAUGUCAAUUAUGCAGAGACUCUAAGUACUUUACGAUAUGCCAACAGAGCCAAGAAUAUCAUUAAUAAACCCACUGUUAAUGAGGUUAGUCAUUAUGAUUUAAAAAGGUGAAAUUUUAAACUCCAUUUCAUAGAAAAGGAGAAAGGAAAAAGUAGAUUACAGAAGAAAUUAGCAGUAAACGACUUUGUUUUCAGUGCUUUAAAUCUGUGUCAGAAAGGUUUAGUUUUUAUUAAUUAAUCUGUUUCUAUACUUCUUUUUUCCUUUAUCACGACUUAUCCUGUCCCUGUGUCCACAUACAAAUUCUCCAUACUGUGCUCCAUACAUUUCCUUAAAGAAUUAGUGGAGAGAAUUUUUUAAAAGAUUAAAGAAGUUUUCUCCUGAUGUUCAUUUUAUUAAUUGCCAUAGCCUUUUCUUUUGAUUAUGUAUUGGUAUUUUUAGGAGAAAAUUGGCCACUUUUGGAUCUUUGUAUAAAGGGUUAAAUCAUGUUCUUUAUUUUUAAGGAUCCUAACGUGAGACUCAUCAGAGAGCUACGAGCUGAGAUUGAUCGACUCAAAAUACUCCUUCAAGCUCAUGGGCAGGUAAGGGAUCCAUGAAAAAAUGAUGAUGUUUGGUCAAAAGAUGUUCUGAACUCCUUUGCAAAAGCUUGCGUAACCUGUUCACAGACCCUCUAUUUUCUCUGUAGAGAUCGUCUAGCGCGCGCAUGAAAAUAAAAACCGCGGGGGAUUAAUUGGCCGCCCUUGUUCUCCUCGCCCCGCGCUCGCCCUAGCAUAGCAGGGGCGGGAAUGGCAUUUUACACUCAGUCUCUGUCCAGUAAAUAACUCAAUUGUUUUGCUCAAUGCAAGACAAAGAAGUGAACUCUCUUUCCGCUUUAAAUAUUGUGAAAAAAAUGUCGGGUGGGGUGAAAAUAAGUGAUUGAAACCUGCACUGUCCCCCGUCUUCACGAGUAAAUUAAUGGCUGUCAGCGAUAUGCAGGGGGGGGGGGGCUAACCCUCUGCUCGACCAACAUCUCAUCAGUUGCGGGAAAAGGGGGGUAGGGAAGGCAUUACUGUUGGUUGCUAUAUCAUAGUGGGGAUGAUUGUCUUAAUGUAGCCUCAUACACUGUAUUUGUACCUUUCAUUAUUUGAGGCAACAUCGCUGAAAUGUUUCACCAGCAUGAAUUUGAAACGGCUUUUAAACAAGAAGGCCAUGUUGGGUAGUUGCCAGAUAAGCCUUGUGCUGCCCUUGCUAGAGCUCCUUCUCCAAUCCUUGUUUUUCAGGAUGGAAUUGGGGAACUUGGCGCCGCGGAAGAAACCAAGAUGACUGAAAGGCUUCAUGAAAAUGAAGCUCGUGUUGAAGAACUUACUAAGAACUGGACUAGUAAAUGGCGAGAAACUCAGAAAAUCAUUGAGGUAAACAAAACUGAGCCUAUGAGAAAAUCAAAUCAUCCCAAGUGUCCUGUAAGGAAGGCAGGGAAUACAUUGCAUUCAAAAUUAUGUUAUUAAAAAUCUAUUUUUCCUUUUCUUUUCUCUUUUUUUUCUUGUAGGAGCGAGCUCUCGGCUUCAGAUACGAAGGUGCUGGCAUCAAAAUGGAGUCGGAGCUUCCUCAUCUGGUCUGUAUCGAUGAUGACGUACUGAGCACUGGAGUCACGCUCUAUCAUUUGAAGGUAGGUAACUCUCGUCACGCGUCACGCUCUAUCACUUAAAGUUAGCUAUCUUUCAAUUGGCCAUUUCCGUGUCCUGAAAACUCUCACUUUCAAAACGAGGCUAAGGGCAAAACUUUGCUUUUGAAAAUGAGUUUUAUCUACAUGAGAAUAAAAAAGAGUUUUCAAUAAAACAAACUAACCUCUCACAUAGUCUCACUUUUGAAAAAGAGGCUCCAGGCAACCAACUCGGAAUGGCCUAAUAGUUAGUCUACCAAAUAAUGGUCUCUCUGGCUUUUUCAAGUCCUUCUCUGCCAUGAUGUUGCCUGAGAAGGCUACAAUCAUCGUCAAAGGUGUUGGGAAGGCUGCUACUUUUUACCUCUUUUUUCCCUCCUCCCCCCACUCCUGGCCCAAUGUUGAGCAAAAUGUUAAUGUUUAUGCGCGUAAUUGUUCUGUUAUAUCCCAACAUUGAAUAGAGGGGACGGGGAAUAUUUAGCAAAGAGAAAACUCUGUUUUUUGAGGAUUAAAAUGGACUUACUGUUAAGUUGUACAACCUUCCCAACUACUUUUGUCUGGGAUUGUAGAUCGUGACUGUAUAAUUUAUUGCAAGCCACUAAAGGCUUCCCUUACUAUUCACAGGACGGCAUGACGUACAUUGGAAGAGAGGAUGCCAAUUUUAAUCCUGAUAUAGGUAAGGUUUGAUUGUCAUGGUAAUGGUGAUACGUUAUGCCGUUUUGAAAUAACUUGUCGUACACACACACACAGGUCUAAGGAAUCUGUAGACACUUAGCUGUUUAGUGAAUGAACACGUCUGAUUGUUCCUCGUUUUUUCAACCCCCUUCUCAUUGUCUGGACAUUGGAUGAAAUAUUUCAGUGUCCCAAUUGUUAGCAGGUGCUAAGGCGUCUGAAUGGGUUUUUCUUAUUUCUCUUCGUGUUUGUUAAACUGCUCUAAAAGGACAAAAAUAAUACAGUAUCUAAUUGUGAAGUCAAUGGGAUCUGAUGUAUAUCUUUUUUAUCUACAGUGUUAUCUGGGCCUGGUAUUGAACCGGAGCAUUGUAUUAUGGAGAGUAUUGAGGGGACUGUGGUCCUUCAUCCAAUAGCAAGCAUGUGUCAGGUGAAUGGGCUCCCUGUGUGCAAGUCACAAAGGAUCAGUCAAGGUGGGUUGUCGAUAAGACCUAUAAUUAUUUUAUUAUUAAUUCAAACUACUUCCGUGCUUAAACCAUGCACACCUAUAUUUAAAACUCCCGUUUUAACAUUUGAUUAAACAUUUGCCUAUUACUUUAGUCGGCAAUUUCAGGAUUUGAAGGGAUAUUUAUUCUACUAGUUUUGCUUAAGGUCUGUACCUUCUUGAGAAGUUGUGAGAACUCUCAUGUUGUAAUUCAAUAACGUUGUUAUCUACUUGUAGGAGAUGUAAUCUUGCUUGGGAAAACGAACAUGCUGCGUUUCAACCAUCCCCAGGAGGCUGCGAAACUCAGGAAGAAGAGAUAUGUAAGUUAACUGUAGAUUUUUUCGCUUGCAAGAGGAAAUCCAGCUAACACUACUCUAACAAAGUAAAUACAAAAAUAGAACUAAAACUUUCAAUAUUAUAAAGAAAUAGCCGUAAUAGGCCUCGUCUCCGAAGGGUACCUCAUGAAUUGUCACAACAAUGAAUUCCAUGCGCAGUUAAAUUGAAGAAACAGAAGAAAACAAAACAAAAAUAAUAAAAAAACAACAACAAACACUCACGCACAGUACCAGAAAAUGGGGCUCGAUGGGGUAAUUAGAAAUUUUGCUUUUAACUUUCAUAAGGGUUUAUAUUCUCGAGAUCACUAUCGUUCUUAAUUAUUUAACUGUACAUUAUGUACAUUUCGAGACUUUCCACUCAGUUUCGACUUUUUAAAAACAUUUUUAGUACGAGUCCAUGGAAAAUCUGGCAGACAUUUCAUCGGAGCCCGAGAGGGAGCCGUCUUAUAUGUUCUACAAUGCAGGGUAAGUACAGAACGUAAGUUUGUCUUUUCUGGUUUCUCUUUUAUUUAUAUUACUUCUAUAAAAUAAAAAGGGUUUAAAAAAGGUCAGAACUUUUGGGUACCCUUUAAUUCCUGUGCGAGGGUCACAUUACAAGGUUUGGUUCACAGACUGAACAUUCUUUGACUGAGUCAGGCUUUUAGAGUUAAGGGGCUUGAGUGAUUGACGUCUGCAAGUAUCUAAGGAAGCUUCACUACUUUCUUCCCAAUCAGAAUAAGUAUCCAUAAAAUGGAAUAAGCAUUGUAUUCGAGUGAUCAAAAUGAAUGACGUCAAAGAAAAAAGCAAACGUCAGCUAUGAAUCCGUUCGCUUUCUUUGUUAUCCAACCAAACGUCGCGCGCUGUGCCACUUACCGCUUAACCAAUCCAAUUUGUUCACACGUUAUCGUUUAUUUAUCACUUGCUUUAUUUUAUCAGGUUCGCUUUAUGUUAAUUAGUUAAAAUAGACCAUGGUUACCGCAACAGCGUGAAGCCAAUUACGGCUCUAAAAAAGUAACUUUAUUCAAAAUAAGAGCGCAAUAGUAAAUGCUUUAGCUGAAAUGAGAAGAAAGACAAAGUCAAAUACAGUUGAAACACCUGAAGCAAUCACCCCAAAUACCCAAAUUUGUUGGUAGGGUACGCGAAGUGGUCAGGCAUGGAGGUUCGAAUGUGCCAUAAUUUUUCCAGUUUUCUAAAACACUACGCUCUGUACGUGGUCUUUAUCGUGUUGUUUUGGCUUACUCCAUCAAAACGCUAAAGGAAUCGAAAUUGACUCACGAUUCUCUACUCAGAACGUUUCUGGGGCAGUUUUAGGCACGAUAACUUUAGUUUUGUACUUCUACUCUUUUGAUUGGCUGACAAUAUCAAGCGCCACAGUUUUAACCAAUCAAACAAAUUGUGACGUGCACACUCUCCUUUUCCCGUGUCUUACGGCGGGGACAUGAGGAAUCUUACAAGAUUCGACGACGGCAACGAGAACGUCAAAAAAGCAACAGGUUUAAAAAGCUGAAAAACAACUUCGCACGUGCAUCACGCUUUUUUGUACAUUUCUUUGCCUUCACUGCACGACUACGACGUGAAAAUGCCUAAUUUUAUGUUUGUGGAGGACGCAAACAAGCAACGACGAAAUUUUCUUUCUCUUUCUGACCUUAGAUGAGUCUCCUAGGAAUUUAAAUCCGGGAGAGCUCACAUAUAUUUAACAAAGUAUGCGAGUUAGAAUAAUCACGAUGAAGAUUGAAAAACCGCGAAUUCACUUUUCAAGCGAGGUUUCCUUGCCGUCGCCGUCCUCUCAUGUUAAGGUCCCUCUUUGUUUACUCCGUGGUCUGAUGUUAUCGUUCGGGUGUCUUUCCCUGUUUUGAUUGGCCAAAGUAAUUACUUUUAAUUCUUUUUGGGGUCCUGAAUCACGUCACGUAUUUGAAAAUCGAUGUCUUUGUUGUUUUCUAUUUUGUAGCCUGGAGCUUGAGCGCCAAUAUCGCGAAGAAACGAGAAGAAUAGAAGAACAAAGGUAAAUAGCGAGAUAUUUAGUUUUAUCAAACUUUAUAGCCAAGGAGCGAAUGACAUGCGUGUUUAUUUUAGAAAGCGCAAGUGCGCUGUAGAAUAUGGCUCACGGUCACAGGGUAUAUUCUUGAAAUAGACUCACUGAAUUUGAUUGAAUAUUUCACGCUUGAUCAGCCUACUCUUAAGUUUUUCUAGGUCUCAUCACUGUACUACCAUCACGUAUACUAAUAUUAUUUAAAACUGUACUAUUUAGUUCACACCGGCAGAAUUUUGAUUAGCUUAACGGGCCGUGUAAAUUAUACCUUGCUCUAACAAGAGCAGCCAUUAAAUCAUAUUCAUUUGAAAAGCAAAUAAAUGAAAUUUAUCUGUACUGUGAAAUCUGUGUGUUAAUCAGAAACUGAGUGCAAGUGGCUUCCAAACUUUUUUAUUCUCUUAUUUAUAACGCUCGUGUAAAACAAAACCAGCGGACUCUAGUGAGGAUCUGAUUCUCGAGUGUGUGCACUCAAAGUUUCUCUACAUGAUUCUUUCUUGUUUUUUAGGCGUCGAACUGAUCGUAAUAGGAAGCUUAAGCAACAACGACGGAGACGGCAACGUUUUUUGUACAUUCUUUGCCGUCGUUGAACGACCAUGACGUGAAACUACCCUAUUUCACGUUUUGUUGAGGACGUGAACGCAAGACAACUAGUUUCUCGUCCUUUUUUUUAACUUCGAUACAGUCCUUUAGAAUUCAACUGCAGAAAAAUUCACCAACAUUUGCCAAAAUGAACGGCAUGGAAGAAGAGCGAUGAAUUUUGAAGUAGCGCGAAUUCACGGUUUUUAAGAAACGUUUUAGCUUGAGCUCCCAAAUAUAUCCAACAACGGCCUUAAAACCCGAGUGAACUAAUUGCUCUUGAUGUUUUUUGAGAUGUUGUAGUGAUCUUUCCGUCCCGUCUGUUUUUCUCUUAUCAGGAAAAGUCUUGAAACGCAGCAGGUUGAGGCUGCGAACAAGUUAGAAGAGGCUAGGUUUGUAUGAUCAUAAUCAGUCACUAGCAAAAACCAAGUGACGAAUUGAACCAGAUUUCUCCAUUAUUGCCCCAUUAUUUUGUUCAUUAACUGAUUAUCGGUACGUUUAAUUGUGGAGGAUUGGUGCCUAUACAUGAGCCGUAUGCAUAUUGCGCUUUCGUGUUUCCUUGUAUUUUCGUUCGUAUACAAAAUGAAAGAGCUGUCACUUAAUAGGCUGUAAUAUGGUAUCGUUCCUUUUCAACGCUUCAUGCGUAAUUUCACUGCUCCAUCCGGGUCACCUUAGUCACAGCUGUGGCCAAUCACAGUAGACGCUGACAUGCCUGAGCAUGCAAUGAACCAAUCAAAACAUGAAGGAAGUAACCAACUCACUUAUUCAAAAAACACCGCAUUUUUCAGUUUGGAAACAUGCUUGGCAAUAAACAAGUAGUACACAUUCUUUUUCUUUGUGAUGAUGAACACUAUGAUCUGUUUUUGUUUGUUUUAGAGAUGGUUGACACGGUCGACUUUUUCAAUAUGACUCAGCAAAUAUCAAAGCAAUGCUGAGAGAAAGUUAAGAAUAGUGUCCAGGCAAAUUGAAACAGUUUUGACUUGGGCAAUUAAACAUAUUGCAGGCGGGAACUUGAGUUCCUCCGUUCUCAACAACAGAGAGCUUCGGAAGUAAGAAGCGCGGAGGAAGUUCAGCGAAAAGUAGAGUUGGAAGCGAGCCACCAGCAGCUAGAACUUCAGAAAAAGUAUUUAGAAGAAAUUCGUCAAGAACAGGAACAGGCGCGUGAAAGAGCAGAAGAAGAAAUAAGACAGGUGAAUUAGUCUUAAAUAUUUACGUUUUUAAAUGAAUACAGAACUAGACAAUCAAUCAGUCAGUCAUUUAGCCAUUCCGUCAGUCAGUCAAGUCUGUCCGUCCGUCCGUCCGUCAGUCAAUCAGUCAGUCAUGUCAGUCAGUCAGUCAGUCCGUCCGUCAGUCAAUCAGUCAGUUAGUCAGUCAUUUGGAGCGUCUUUUUUCUAAUUUUUUGCUGUUCAUGAAUUAGGUGAAAGAAAGGAUUCGUCAAGAACAGGAUGAAGAGCGACAGCGCUUGGAAUCUGAGAUGCAGCGUUUGGUGGCACUUGAAGAGGAACACAGGAGAAAGGUGAUGGCCAAGGAACUGGAGAUGAGCAGGAUAAAAGACGACCUUGAAAGAAAAUGGGAACGUGAAAGGCGACAGGUAUUCCAGUAAUCUGAGCUUUCAGCUUCAUUAUUUCGCUAGUUAUAAUCACAAAAAUCCUGAUUCUAAUACGAUUUCUGGACUAGCACUGAUUGGUAUUGCAUUGUGUGGCUAUUUUGCUUAUGUCAACUUGCACCCGAACGCGCGCUAAUUUCAUAUUGUGCUUUUUUCGUGAAUGGAAUAUCAUUGUCAGAUUAUAUGCAGCUAAAAUGCUUCGUUUGGACUUGCGAUGACUCGCGAGGACUGCGUUCAAUUGGAAUUGCGUUAGAUUUUUUACAGGCAAAUACUUGCACUGAAAACUUUGACAUUUCCUUUUCUUCAGAAAUCAAAAUUAAACUAGUUGUUUUUUCUUUUAUCAUAUUUUACUUCGUCAUUGCGUCCACACAGAAGAGAGUAGAUGAAACAUUGCGUAGUGUUGAACAGAACUUUAUUCGUUGUAUACAGAAAUGUUGCUUGACUCGCACUUUCUUCCCAAUUGUUGUUUAGUUUUUUAGUUGCUUUGUAAAUCAUCUUACCGAUAGCUGUAGCCAAAGUUUGUUUUAAUCAUUUUAUCUUUAUCUCAGGUUGAAGUGCAACGUGAAGAGGUAGCAAAGCUACAGCAGGAAAUCGAAGCCAAGUCGCAAGAAUUAGAAUUAGCUGAACAGCAAGCUCGAGCUGCAGCUGAACGGAGCAGCACCGCAUCUUCAUCUGGAACGUUAACUCCCUCCACCAGCAGUGACGCGUUACAAGAGGCAGCUGCUGCCGCGCGCAGUGAGGCAGCGGCAGAAGCAGCAGCUAGGGCGGAGCCCGAGGAGAAGAAUCAGUUAGAGGUGCUGCGUGAACGGUUGAAGCAGCUGGAGGCUGAUUAUGAAGAACAGCGGAAGCAGGCGCAGAGGGAGAUGUCACAAGCCAAGGAUUCAGUCCGCAGAGUGGAACAGGAGACGUUAGAGGGACUCCGCAGCCUGACGACAGGGAAGUCGGCGAUUGAAUUCGAGUGGCGUCGCUUGGAGGAACUGCAAGCGAAGCACAAACGAGCCCAGGAGCAGUCUUACGUCAAGAUAAAAGAUGUGCGCGAGAUGUUAGAGAGUGCGGAGGAAGUAGAGGAAGCGUCGCUAAUUGAGAAGGAGAAAAUGAUCAUGGAGAGAAGAGCUGCGAGAAUGAAAGUGGAGGAAGCAAGAAGAAGGUGAGAGGAGUUUCAGUCAUAUCUGAAGCCCGAAGGACCAAAAAAAAAUUUUUUUAGAGACCGCCCCCCCCUUUAUCUAAGGGUCUGGAUGACCGGGUCCCCACCCCUUUAUCUCAAGGUCUGAAUCCGGCUCUGUAAGCUUCUUCGUAAGGGGCUUUAGGAGGGGUUCAUAUCCGAGGGGGACUUAUAACCGGAAUAAAGAAUACGCUUCGUAUUCAGGAUACGUGCAAACGAGUCCUUGUGAAUAUUCAAGAACAUUUAGAUGCGUGCCUUGACGGCUUCUGUCCACACGAGAACGAUUGUAAACGGAUAAAUUUCGUUACCGGGUGGACAUAAACAGACAAGUUUGUAUACGGGUUCGUGUGGACAUAAUCUUAGUUAGCCGAGUUGUGUUAAGUUUGGUCAGUGAAACUCUGGCUUAACGCGUCCUUUUGAUUAAAAACUUUGUCUCUAUAAAACUAGGCUGUAUAAUUUAAUGUCACUUGGUUUUGUCUCCAGUGCUCUUGAGCAUGACAACGGCGACGAGGACCAAGUGAGGUCACAGUAGUUCAACGAUAGGUGAAAUUUAAAUCUGAGGAGGCAGCGUGAACGAGUGGUUAGAGCGCUGGACUUACAAAUCGGAGGCCCCGAGUUCAAGUCCCGCCCUGACCGCUAGCUGGAUUUGUUCACAGUAGUCCUGAGUUCAAAUCCUCGACCACGCUUGUAAAAAGCCAACUGGUUUGCCUCAUACCAGUUGUGAUUAUUAACCCUGUUAGGAUCAAUUUGAAUUGUUUGUUUCAGGCAUUUGCUCGGCCCCACUAGCAUUAGUGCUAUAAAUACUGCCGAGGGUAAAUAACGGAAUUAUUAUGAUUAUGAUUAUUAUUUCACGUCAGGUUUUAAAAAGAUAGUUUAUACCGGGUUCUUGUUUCAUUGACAGGUUGGAAGAGUUGGAAAACGAAGAUAAAGAUGUGGAGCUAACUGAAGACGAUUUCACGAAAAAGAAAGAACUUUUAGAAUUCGAAACUCGCGAGGAAAUCAAGGAUAUCAGAGAGGAACGAAAAAUUUUGACUGAACUCUUGCACAAACAUCAAACGGCGCUUCAAAAAGCGACGCUGAUGGUAACGGAGACUAAGACCAAGUUAGAGAAACAUCUGGAGAGCGAGAAGCUUAUUCUCCUGCCGGUCAGAGAAAAGGUGGAGGGUUUGGUUCGAAAUGAGCUUGGACCGUUGAUUGAUUACGAACAGGAAAUAGAGAAAAAAUGUGAGGAUGUUGACCGGGAGGGACGUGAGCGCAAGAAGUUAAUCUACAAGCAGAGGAGACGAAUCGCGCUGCUAGAGCGGCAACACAACCAGGCGCUGCAACAGGCAGAGAAAGAAACGUUAAACGAAGAAGAGCUUGAAGAGUUGGAGAAUGAAAGAGAAGCAGAGCGUAGUCUGAUAAGGAAAGAAAAAGUUCGAUUGCUGGAGCUCGAGAAAAAGCACAAAGAACAGCAAGAGGUCGCGGAGCUGACGAUCGGAGAGGCUGUUCAGGAGCUGGAAAAACGGAAAUCGAGCGUGAAUCAGCUUUUGGAAGCAGAGAGGCGGAAGUUAGCUGAUUUAGAAGCUGUACAUAAGGAGACGUUAGAGCACGUGGAACAAGAGCUGGAACAGCGAUCAGAGAUUCUGCACCGAGUAAAGGAUAAAGUACAGAAGGACAAACGACAACUUGCAAAGCUGGACGUGAGGCAGCAGCGAUGCGCGGCCAAAGCGGCGGAGGAGUUGUUCCUCAUGGCGGAUCUGUUGGAGAAAGAAAUGAGCGACAAGGGAAAAACAGAUGAGUUGAUUAGAAUUAAGGAACAGAGGAAGAAACUUCAGGAGUUGGAUAAGCAGUUGAGAAUGGCGGAAAAACGAGAGAAAAACUCAAGAGGAGAUGACGCCGAGAACCCGCAGUGUAUUCUGUUGUAAUUUCCCGGAGAUGGAUAGCCUUAAUCGUCACGCAAAGCCUCUCUGUGAAAAGCGUUGCGUGACAAAGAAGCCUUGCGUGACGAUUCAAUCAUCUUUGUUAAUUCUCUUUAUGUAAAACUCGCUCUUCUUUUUCUGUUCGCCGGUUUUGUUUAGCGUGCUUUGCUACAGAGGUGGUGGUUACCUCACUUUUCUCAAUUUAACGGAUCAGGCGUUUAUUUCAGACGCCUUGUUUGUUGGAAACUGGAGGGUUUGUGGAGCGAGUUUGCUAUUUUUCUUCUUGAAAACUUGAAAACCCUUGUAUCUCAAGUUAUCAUACCAAAAAACUAAUGACCAAUGGUAUAAAUAUUACUUAAAACAUCCUCUAUUGACCCGGCGUUUAGUCAACAAAAUUUGAUAUGCCCUAUACUAGAAUCCUGGAUUUUUCUUCGUUUCUAUUUCAUCUUCUGCAUUGCUUUUCUAUGUUGUUAUAUAAGGAAUAUCUGGUAAGAUUCCUAGGGGGGAGGGAGUGAGGGGAGUUUGCUCUCCAUUAUUCAGAGGGUUCAAUGAAAUCUUAAUUAUUUGUUAGGUAUAUUUCUCAGUUGUUAAAUUUUCGUGCCAGGAAAUUGUUUUAGAGCGGUCGGUUUUGUUGGUUGUUGCAAUCAAACCAAAACUAUUUUAUCUCCGUGCUUUGUGAUCCAGCGAAACGUUUUUUAGGCCUUAUGUGGUGAAUUUUGUUCAAAAAAACAUAUUAACUGAUGUCCCUAGUGUUAACCGCUGGAAAACCUCUAACCGUUGCGAAAGCGCGAUUUCGGGAAGGCGCGGUAACGUCAAAUCGGUGGCUAAAUAAUACACAAAUGGUCCUAAGGAUUUCAAAGAGCGCUGGAAAGAUUUAUAAUCUCGUAGGUUUCAUGCCUUAAUCGAACUCUUCCCUUUUUUCUGUCUCUGCUUUUUCCUCUCUUUGUUUUCUUGAAUUGUUUUCAACGAUUUAUAGACGUAGCGUACAUUUGGCCAGCAACAAUCGAUGGAAAACCGUGUAAAACGAGUUCCUUGCAAAUUUAUAUCCCUCUUUGUACAUAUAUCAGUUAAUCCCAAAAUACAGUUUCGGUUUUGAGUUCAUAAACCUAAAUUUGAGCGCGUACAACAGUAGGAGAAUUAUUUAAAAUUGGUUAAGUAAAAGUGGUUUUGCUUUUAUUUGGAAAUGUAAAAUAAACGCAAGAUCGCAAUUGAAACGUUAUUGCCUUGACAGUUUAUUUAUCUAACAAAAUUUAGUGCUGUUCAGUAAAGAAAACUUAAGAUUUUUUGUAAUUUGAAUCAACUUGGAACGCAUUUCUCCAGAUCAGAGGAGAUCAUUGCUAGCCAAUGAUUUGUGCAAAGAAAACCUCUUUUCAUUCUUUGACAAUGUUAUGUAAAGAUAUUAAAGAAUAAAGUCGUUCGUUGGACAAAAUAUAUUUAUUUCGGCGAACUAAUGUAAGGAUAAGUUUAUUUUUGUUUUACCGUCUUUUUUUUUUCGAUAAUGAAUUGUACAAAAUAUUAAUUAUAACCCUGUGGAUAGGGUGUUAGUAGAAAAAGAAGAGGUUAAUUAAGGGAAAAUGUACCUCAUCCAGUGAUAAAUGUCUAUACGUAUACUAACAUACUCCAGGGAACUGUUACCAAAAGCCCCCUGUUAGGGCGUGUUUACAUGGAGGUGGGGGACCCCAGUUAGGUGAGGUAAAAUGCGGCGGGUCACCCCACCUAUCCUGUAAACGUGAUCAAAUGAAAAUGAGAUUAUAUGGACAGACGGGUUACCCCACUUAAGCGGGUAUCCUCACCUACCUGGGGUCCCCCACCUCCAUGUAAAUAAGCCCUUAAUUAAUGCGAUCCUAAAGAAAAACUCGAAGGCUCUAAGGAGAAAGCUAGUUUGGGUUAUAAAACCUUAAGGGUAUGCCUUCUUCUGGGGUGGGGUACUUUAUCAAAAUGAAGGGUGUGCUUGUUGUACUUUUUAAGGGUUCAAAGUGCGGGGAUUGGUACCGCUUAGAUUGCUUCAGUUUCGAAAAUCCCCACCAUUAGACCUGUAGUAAUAUCUUGCAGGGACCUUAAUUGGGGUCUUAACUGAAGUGAUGGGAACUAGUCGUCAAAAUGUUCUGAGGAUCGCGCACAAAUCGAGAUUCUGGUAUCGUUUAGAAGUGUCUUUGGAAUUUUCCGACGAGCACCUUCGUCAUUUUUAUAUGGACGUUCCCCUUGGGGCUCACUUAGGUGAGUUAGGUAGGUAGCUUGAACUCUCAUUUGUUGUAGGAUAGGGUAAAGACUAGUUCCAGGAGUUAUCAGCAGUGAAAGAAACUGCGAAAAUCACUGUUAAUGUGAUAUUGAAUAAAGAAUUAA
Messenger RNA from Porites evermanni, 21653 nucleotides. The record is from the annotation of a GenBank genome assembly. NCBI's taxonomy places the organism in Eukaryota, Metazoa, Cnidaria, Anthozoa, Scleractinia, Poritidae.